Molecule: messenger RNA, 1920 nt
Organism: Paraphaeosphaeria sporulosa
Lineage: Eukaryota; Fungi; Ascomycota; Dothideomycetes; Pleosporales; Didymosphaeriaceae
Product: UEV-domain-containing protein
Exons: 3
Coding region: 230-1864 (544 amino acids)
Biological process (GO): protein transport; endosome to lysosome transport; protein modification process
Cellular component (GO): ESCRT I complex
Molecular function (GO): ubiquitin binding
Source: RefSeq, a predicted model, not a curated record
GCCGGAGUGCCAGAGAAAGUGCUCAACUGGCUAUACAGCGUCCUACCUAGCGUAAACAGCAUCGCGCAUACAGAUGCCCACGUUCACUAACGCAUGCCUCACAGGAAUACGCAGACGUGAAUCGCACGUACCACGAUGUCGCCGAGACGCUGUCCAACUAUCCAUCGCUUUCCCCACGCACCGAGGUCUACAGUAUGCGCCCAGCUUGCAUCGCCACACCUGCCGGCCCAUGCUGACGACAUCAGCCUACGAGAAUGGAGCUUCUGCACUGCUGCUGCAGCUCAGCGGAACAAUAGCGGUGCAGUUUCGCGGCCAGACGUUUGGCUUUCCCGUCGCGAUAUGGGUGCCGCACGCCUACCCCCGGGAACCGCCGAUAGUAUACGUGACGCCGUCGCCGGACAUGAUUGUAAGACCGGGGCAACAUGUCAGCGGCGACGGAAGGGUCUACCAUCCAUAUCUCGCGCAGUGGGCGAAGUACUGGGAUAAGAGUACGCUAUACGACUUCCUAGCUGUCCUAAAGGGUGUGUUUGCAAAGGAACCGCCUGUGCGUUCGAAAGCGCAACAGCCGCAAUACAAUGCGCCCGCUGCGCAAGCACCCCCACCUGUGCCUCCUCCACCGGCGGAAUGGAGAAGAUCAAUGCAGGGCGCGCAUGCUGCUUCACCCUCUCCAGGGCCUCCAUCGGGCGCUCCACCACCUCCACCGAAACCGCCGAAGCCGUAUGAGCAAGGCAGACCGACCCCUGAACUACAGUCGCAGCACGAUCGAUAUUCACAACCACCGCCCUUGCCACCACAUCCUACACACCAAGCUCCACCACAUCAGAAUCAAUAUCGGCAGCCACAGAGGAAUAGCUAUGCUGGCCAAUCCAACUGGCAGCAACAGGGACCACCUCAUACAGCACCGCGGCAAACAAGCUACAACAUGAGCCCAGCAACACCAGUAGCCAAGCCGCAUCGUCCUCACGUGCAGUCUCAGAACUACCCCCCGCAAUCCUAUGGGAUAGGGAGCCCAGUGAGUCCCGUUACCCCAGAAGAUCAGCGAUCAGCGAAUAGGCUUUAUCAGCAUCAAGCGCCGCAACCACUUCCAUCCCAAUACUCACACUCUCAGCAUCACCAACAGCCUCCACCGCAGCAAGUGCAACAAUACGGAGCUCCAACAGUCCAGCCAACAUACCAAAAGGAUCCGCACCAGGCCUAUCCACCACAGCAAUAUGCGCAGCAUCAAAAACAACCUCCCCAGCAACCUCCUCAGCCUCCCGCGCCUCCGCCAAACCUCAUGGAUAUGGACUCCUUAGAAGUUACUCUGCCCUCGCAGAGAGGGCCCCAGCAGCCUCUUCACGUACCACCCGUCCCGCCCAACCCCGAGAAGGACGCGCUUCUACACGCGCUUUCUUCAAGCCUCACCGCCCAGAUUCGGCAAACAGUCUCCCAGAACCACGCUGCUAUCGCACCUCUACAAGCACAGCAAGCUGCGCUCCAAAAUGCAUACGCCCGCCUGCAAUCCGAACUCGAUCAGCUGCAACAGCUCGACGCGGCACUCGCAUCCAACGAGCAGAUACUGCGUGAUGCUAUGAAGGAAGCGGAUAGGGUGAUGGAGGACGCGAGACGGAGGAAGGCACCAGAUGUGGACGAUGUGCUGGUUGCGCCAACGGUGGUGGGCGGGCAGCUCUAUGCUGUCGCGGCGGAAGAGAGGGGGAUAAGCGAAGCGUUGUUUGUGCUUGGACGGGCGUUGGAUAAGGGGAGGAUCGGGGCGGACGUUUUCAUCAAGCAAACACGCGCUCUCGCUCGCGAGCAGUUCCUCAAGAAGGCGCUGGGGAAGAAGAUCGCGCGGGGCAUGGGGCUGGACGAGUACGGGAUGCGAUAGCGCCCUCGAGCAUCUCGCUUCAUAGGUCGUAUAUACGAAAUUCACAUACCAUCCAC